AUGAACUGCACGAUCACCAGUCCGUGGACCCCAGCCGAGGACCAAACCCUCCGCGACGGAGUGUUCCUUCACGGUGGCAAACAGUGGCGUGGCAUUGCUCAAUUGUUUCAUCAUCGCAAGAGCGUCCGUGACUGCCAGCGCAGGUGGUAUGCGCUCACCCAGGAGGCCACCGUCAAGUUACCGUGGACAGAGGCCGAAGACGAAGCGGUGCUGGCACUGGUGCACAAGCUGGGCCCCCACAAGUGGGGCGUGAUAGCGUCGUACCUUCCUGGGCGAAGUGGCAAGCAAUGCCGCGAGCGAUGGUGUAACCAACUCGAUCCAUCGAUUGACAAGUCCCCGUGGACACUGCAAGAAGAUCACAUCUUGGCGACCCUCCAGGCUAAGCAUGGGAAUCGCUGGUCGCUCAUUGCCGAACAUUUGCCAGGUCGCACAGACAACGCCGUCAAGAAUCACUGGCAUGCCAGCGUCAAGAAGUGGAAAGAUCGCAAGGGCAGCAGCCUCGUUACUACUAUUACAGCUCAACCCAUUCUUGCCCCGUCGAUUUCACAUCCUCCAGACUGCAGCGACAAUCGGACGACGUCGUCGGCGUCCCCCACGGCCGUAGACGACCCCACGUUUCUGCAUAAACUGACCCUCCUUCCCAACCAGCCCGACUCGAUCUCGCUCGACGUGCUGUGGACCACAAACGUCGAUGACGAGGGCAAGGCCAGCGUAGAUAAUUUCCCCGAAAUGGGCACGCCGGAGAUUGCAAUAGCCGACGACGAGUGGUUCCAAGACCUGGACUGGCACUGCUUUGACGACGAAACGUUCCUCGACACGGAGUUGUACCUUGUAUAACAAGUAGUAUUUAGAUAGCUUACAGACUUAAUCAUAUUAUUUACGCGAUUCAAUCAACAACUCGUCGUCCGGGAUGUAUAAAUCCAGGUCGUCGUCGGUGACGUGAAGUCGCUCGAGUAGCACCCGCAACUCGUCCAAACCCAUCGCUUUGUUGGACUCGCGGUGCUGUCCGUCGUGGCUUUGCUUGAUGUGCAGACACUGCUGGCACAAUUGCGGGUCGAUUUCAUCUCGUUGGAACCCGGGGCACACGCCGGCAAUCGGGCACUGAUUACACAGGGGAUGGUGCGAAUUCAAGUACUCGAUGCACCGCGACCGCUGCAGCCGCUCGAUGAGGGCUUCCCGAAGCUCCUCCUUGCGCUCUUCAGCCUCGUAUUGCUUGGCGAUAGCCGCGACCCGUGCGGCCUCUUCGACCCGCGCCGCUUCCACUUGGUCUUCGCUCGGUCCAAUGUACGGUUUCGUGGCUACCACCGUGUACUCGCGCCCUACCGCAACUAUGCAAACAUCACAAUUUUAAAGUCAAGUAGUGAGUGAUUGCAA
Molecule: messenger RNA, 1374 nt
Organism: Aphanomyces astaci
Lineage: Eukaryota; Oomycota; Saprolegniomycetes; Saprolegniales; Verrucalvaceae
Exons: 4
Coding region: 1-837 (278 amino acids)
Biological process (GO): regulation of DNA-templated transcription
Cellular component (GO): nucleus
Molecular function (GO): RNA polymerase II cis-regulatory region sequence-specific DNA binding; DNA-binding transcription factor activity, RNA polymerase II-specific
Source: RefSeq, a predicted model, not a curated record